AUGAGUGUGAAUGUCCUCACUGGAUGCCACUAUGGAUCCUCUGCCCCCCCUUACUGUACCAUCGGCCCCCACGUGCAUAACCCAUCUCCCCAGCUUCUCUGCCCAGAACUUAGAAGCCCAUGGGAAACGGCAGUCCUAAAAAAGGAGGGGUUUGUGGCACAGGGGUCUGUGGUAAUUAGAGCCCAGGAGUGUCACAAGAUGAGCAAUACAUCUUCACCUGCGGCUGACUCACCUGGUGCCCCAGGUAUAAAAGGCACCCAGAUAACAGGUAGGGAAGGAGGAGAGAGAAGGAAGCAUCCAGGCUGA
Messenger RNA from Rangifer tarandus platyrhynchus (Svalbard reindeer), 306 nucleotides. Lineage: Eukaryota; Metazoa; Chordata; Mammalia; Artiodactyla; Cervidae. The record is from the annotation of a GenBank genome assembly.